Messenger RNA from Loa loa (African eye worm), 1425 nucleotides. RefSeq lists its product as hypothetical. Gene Ontology annotation, cellular component: nucleus; cytoplasm. Bases 184 to 1257 code for a protein of 357 amino acids. Lineage: Eukaryota; Metazoa; Nematoda; Chromadorea; Rhabditida; Onchocercidae. The record is from RefSeq and is a predicted model, not a curated record. The transcript has 8 exons.
AUGUUUAAAGAGUAUGGAAUAAAGAGUGCUUCCUCAUAAUGCAGAUAUACUUGCAUAAGGAGUGAGAAAAAAUUAAAGUUGACGAAAAACUGAACAAAAAUAACUCAUCGACUAAUUGCUUUCGUCUUACCUCGAUAUCACAUUCAUGCUUCAUAAGCAUUAAAUUAAUACACCAUCUUAUUUAUGCCGUCAGUAUUACCUACACAUCGGUUAUUAUUGUUAGCUCGAGCUGCGUAUUGUCUUUCCAAACAUUCUGCAAUGCCUAAAAUUGGUACUCACGACGGGAAAUUCCACUGUGAUGAGGUCUUUGCAAUUUUCUUGUUGAAAUCACUUCCUGGAUACAAUAAUUAUGAGAUUGUGCGAAGUCGUGACAAGGACAUACUGAAUUUGUGUGAUAUUGUGGUUGAUGUCGGUGAUGAAUAUAACCAUGCUACAAUGAAGUAUGACCAUCAUCAAAGAAAUUUUGCUCAUACAAUGAAUACGUUGGGAGUAAUGGAUUUUGAUACGAAAUUAAGUUCAGCGGGUCUUAUUUACGCUCAUUUUGGGAAGAGUGUUAUUAGAGCGUUGCUUGGGUUACAAAAUCAUGAUCUAGUGGUUAACAUUUUAUUCAAAAAAAUCUAUGAAACAUUUGUGGAAUCUAUCGAUGCUAUAGACAAUGGAAUUGCUCAAUUUGAUGGUGAACCAAGAUAUUAUUUGGGUGGUACACUCUCGUCUCGAGUUUCAAUGUUAAAUCCUGCAUGGAACGAGGAUACAAUCAGCGUGGAUGAAAGAUUUAUGAUGGCAAUAAAAUUGGUCGGCAAGGAAUUCACUGAACUGCUCACUCAUCUUUAUAAAUCUUGGCUACCAGCGCGUAGCCAUGUUAUCAACGCAGUCACUCAUCGUUUUGAUGUUGACAAAAGCGGCCAAAUAGUUUGCCUAGAAGGUGGUGGAAUGCCAUGGAAAGAUCAUUUUUUUCUCAUUGAAGAAGAAUUUCAUAUAAAAAACGACGAUAUUAUAUAUGUUAUUUAUGAAGAUAAGGCAAAAAUACAGUGGCGAGUGCAAGCUAUUCCAAUAAGCGAAAGGCAACCUUUUGAAAACAGAUUGCCCCUACCAGAAGCAUGGCGUGGUCUUCGUGAUGCAGAAUUAAUAAAGGUAGCGGAUAUACCGGGCUGCACUUUCGUUCAUCCAUCUGGUUUCAUUGGAGGCAAUGAAUCAAUGAAAGGCGUGAUAGAGAUGGCAAGGAAAUCAUUGUCUCUCGCCGGGAAAUAUAAAAACUAAUUCGUAUCACUUUUAAAUUAUUUAUGUGUUUUAUGCCUUCAUGUGAGCUUCUUUAGACUUCAUAUCAUUAUAUAUGCAAAAUUCGAAUUUUGCAACGACUUCGAAAGAACUUUGUCAGUACUUUUGUUAAAAUUCAAGUUUUGAGCUGCAGGAGUAAGAUUGCAAUUU